CUCUACCUAUUGCCUGCUUGUCCGCCCACCACCCACCCACCCAUUUUCAACUCCGACGCCAAUUGAAACCAUGGCCAAGGCCCUCUCCAAGGAGGAGCUGCUCGCCCAGUUCGACGACCUGGGCGAUGACGACGCUCCCCAAACAACCGCCGCACCUCCUCCCGCCGCUGCACCAUCCACCACCGCCGCCGCCGACACCGAAGACGACCCCGUCGCCGAGCUGGCCGCCCUGGCUCAGGCCCGUCCCAGUCGCCCCAACACUCCCAAGGUCUCGUCGUCGUCGGGCGCCAGCAACAACCGCUCGCCGGGCCGCGCCACACCCUCGUCGACGGCCUCGGCCCGCACCAGCGAGGACAAGGGCCCCAGGCAGCACAACCUGCCGCGCCGCUCGGGCGAGAGCUCGCGCCCCUUCCACCAGAGCUUCACCCCCGCCAACGAGCCCGUGCCCGAGAAGGAGCCCGAGCCCGCUGCUAGCGGCGGAGGCAACUGGUCGUGGGGCAGCUGGGGCAGCUCCAUCAUCGGCACCGCGUCCGCCGCGGUUCAGCAGGCGCAGCAGCGCGCCGAGGCCGCUGUCAAGGAGAUUCAGAAGAACGAGGAGGCGCAGCGCUGGGCCGAGCAGGUCAAGGGCAACGUGGGCGUGCUGCGCUCUUACGGCGACGAACUGCGCUCCCGCGCCCUCCCCACCUUCACGUCGCUACUGCACACGCUCGCGCCGCCCAUCUCGCAGCACGAGCGCCUCCAGAUCCACAUCACGCACGACCUGCACAACUACCCAUCACUAGACCCGACCAUCUACGCCGUCUUCCAGCGCGUAAUGUCGCAAGUCGAAGGCGGCGACCUGCUCGUAAUCCAGCGGGGCUCCGAGUCGCAGCAGCGCCGCGCAAGCGACGCGUCCGGCGCCGGCGGGGCCACCGCCUCGUCGACCGCCAACACGGCCGCCUGGUCCGACGGGCCCUGGUGGCGCGACGUGGCCGGCAAGCGCGACGUCGGCGCCGUCAAGGGCCUGGUCGAGGGGACGAAACUCUGCCGCGCGAGCGCCGAGAGCUACGCGCACGACUUCUUCGCCUCGCGGGGUGGGAUCGAACACGCGGCCGAGCGCGCCACCCAGGCCCUCGACGAGUCGAACCCCGUGCGCAGCUCGGACAUCUUCCUCGCGCUGCAGGCCGUCGCGCACAGCGGCGGCGCAGACGAAGGCUUUUUCGGCGGCGCGGGCGCGGCUGCCGCCGCCGCUGCUUCUUCUGCCCCCGCGGGCUCCACGGCCGUCGAAGAGCCCGCCGACGCUGACGCCGCCCCCGACGCCCUCGUCUGCUUCGCCGUCUUCCUGCACGACCCCGUGCACAGCAUCUCGUUCCACGCGCUCUCGCAAUCGGUGCCCCGUCAAUGGAUCGACUGGCUCGACGCGUCGGCCGACGAGGGCGCGGGCCUCCCCGCCGCCAUCGCGGCCAUUGUCGAUGCCGGCGGCGUCGAUCCCCGCGAAUGGGUCGCCGAGUGGCUUGAAGAGGCGCUGAGUUUGGCGGUUGGUGUUGUUGCGCAGAGGUAUGUGGCUAGGCGGAUGGGGGUCGGGGAGGGGGGGAUCGGACGCGGGAAGGCUAGGGCACGGGAGAGGGUCGAGGAGAGUGGCGGUGGCGAGGUGGCGAGGGCGAUUUAGGCUUAGGUUUGAAGAGGGGGUUUUUGAUUGAGUGAGUGAGUGAGUGAGUGGGGUUGGGGGUUUGAGGGCUGGGAGGGAGGGAGAUGGCUACAUACGCUGGUAUUGCAGCGCGAUGCGAUGAGUUGAG
Aplosporella prunicola CBS 121167 is the source of this 1775-nucleotide messenger RNA. RefSeq lists its product as uncharacterized. The record is from RefSeq and is a predicted model, not a curated record. The transcript is spliced from 2 exons. NCBI's taxonomy places the organism in Eukaryota, Fungi, Ascomycota, Dothideomycetes, Botryosphaeriales, Aplosporellaceae. Bases 71 to 1648 code for a protein of 525 amino acids.